This is a messenger RNA of Camelina sativa (false flax), 947 nucleotides long. The record is from RefSeq and is a predicted model, not a curated record. Lineage: Eukaryota; Viridiplantae; Streptophyta; Magnoliopsida; Brassicales; Brassicaceae.
AUUGACAUUAAAGAACCAAAUUCUCUUUUCUUUUCUUUAAUAUUAUUCAUUGGAGAUAUGGUAAAAUGGCUUAUGCACUUAUGCCUAUCACCGAAAUUGGUUUAUUCCAUCGUAAUUUUUGGUCAUAAAGCCGUUUCAAGAAAAGAAAAAAAGGAUUUCAGAAGACGACCAAACACUACUAUGGAUGAGGAAGAAGUAGAAGUUUGGGGUGGAGCAUCGAGAGGAUGUAGCCACACUCACAGUUGUAACCCUCCAGGACCAGAUGAUGCUUCUCACUCCCACACAUGCUUCCACACUCAUACUCAUCUCAUCAUCCCUGAUCAGCAAGAGAAUGAUCAUUCUGACAGCAGCAACAAGAAACGGUCGUGUGGGAACAGAGAGGCAGUGAGGAAGUACAGAGAGAAGAAAAAGGCUCGCACCGCCUACCUUGAAGACGAAGUUAAGAGAUUGGAAACUCUGAAUGAACAUUUGGUUAGAAAGCUUCAGAGCCAAGCAAUUGUGGAAGCCGAACUCAUCAGACUCCGGACUCUUUUGGUAGAGAUGCAGGAGAAGAUUGAUGGUGAACUUGGUGGUUUCUCGAAUCAGAAGCAAAACAAGCAAUGCACCGAUUUUGUGUUCAAAGAAGAUGGAUGCAGUGUAGCAACAAGUAAUAUAUUAUGUGAAGCGGCAAGAGUGGAGUGCGAGGAUGGCCAAACACUUCAUGAUGCUGCCAUUCACUCCUUUGUUCCUCAUUCACCACCAUUCUCACAUUAAGCUUUUACGGGUUGUGGUAUUGUGUAUAUAUAUUCAUAUGGGAUUUAAAUUAGGGAUUUAAAGGUUGGAGUCCAAUAUAGUUAAUAUAUAGUUAUAUACACAGAUUGUAACUUACUCCACACAUGUCUACUUUAAGGGUACCAAAACAUAUUGAUGUAGAUUUGAUAUGAAACGAAGAGGAGGGGGGUUGUGAA